AGUGGGUCGCGGUGCAGGCGAAGCAGUGGGAUGAGAGGCCCUCAACAAGAGGCUAAUCAGCAGCAGCAGCAGCAGCAGCAGCAGCAGCAGCAGCAGCAGCAGCAACAGCAACAGCAGCAGCAGCAGCAGAAGCAGCGACGGCACCUGAGACGCACUGAAGAUACGGAUGCGGAGGAGGAAGAGGAGGAGGAGGAGGAGGAGGAGGAACAAGAGCGGAGACCGCAACAACAACAACAACAACAACAGAGAGAUGAAUCACGAUUGGCGCGGGUGAAGCGAACGCUCCUGGGCCGCGGUACCUCAGCCCCAAGCGGAUGCCAUGGCGGCUCCGGGCGCACCAGUUUCGGUGUGGAGCUCGAGCUCGCGCCCCAUGAAUGCGGGGUGCCCCACGUCGUCCACAGGAUCUGCCGCUACAUCGAGGCUCACGGAUUCCACAACUCGGCCCUCUUCCGAAUGGCGAGCGGCAGCUCGCGACUCGCCGAGCGUCUGCGGCUCGGUUUCGAGCGCCGGGGUGACGCCGACCUCGAGGCCGCCGCCUGCCCAGCGACCGCAGCCCUCCUCCUCAGACAGUACCUCAAGGAGCUACCCAAACCCCUCGUCGGAUCCACCUGCGUCUCCAAGCUGCUGCAAUUACACUCUCAAGAGCGGCCCAGGAAUCGAGAGUGCUGGAUCAAUAAGACCCGAGAGCUGCUGGCGAAGGAGUUGCCCGGUGCCAAGGGUCGACUCCUCGAGUAUCUGCUCCUCUUCCUCGGGCGCUUCGAGCACCAGCAUGGCUGCAGCGCAGGCUUACCCGGUAUAUUUGCGCCUCUACUCGUACCCCACGUGCCCCCUGCGACGCUGCUGAUGCGCGACCUCCUAGUCGACGCUUCCCUCAUCUAUCCGGAUAGCAGCAGUGUCAGAGAGUCCACAGUGAACGGCGUCCUUUCCACUUCAGAUUGCAAGGUUUGCAAAGAACCGAAGGACGAUUUUGGUCCUCCCGAUACUUCUUUACUUAUUAAUACAACAAAACCUCCGAAACGGAAGGACCGGCGUGAUUCCUGCGGGCAGGAAAGGAAAUUGAUAAGAAGCAACAGCGAAGAGAGAAUUUGGGAGAGCAGUAAGAGAAUGACCGGUGAUAGCUCAACUACCGAUUCCGCCGAUACCAUUAGGCGGGUUAGCAGUCACGAGGACUUUAAUAGUGCAAAACAUCAUCACAUUCUUUCAAAAUUGCAAAAAGACAUGGGCCACGGACUGCGUCAUGGAAAUCUGCCCCUCUACGAGAGAACCAACGUCUCUCCAGUAUCAUCUAAGACGUCACUCAUCCAUUCACCGAACGAUGCUGUGCUCGCGACUGAAAAAUAUGACUGCGACGCAGAACGACUUAGGAAUAGCGAGCGAUUUAGUAGAAGCGUGACACCGAGGGGCAGGAGGCAAGUGAGAAGAAGAAAACUCCAGAAAACUUCGACGUUUGAUUUGAACGCGAGCAAGGAAAAUGAAAUAGGCGAUCCAGAAUCUCACGUGCAAAGUCAAAGUUUCUUGGAAAUGCUAAACAGCGGACCCAGCAGGUCUCCAUCUCCCGUUCGACCACCAUCUCUUGAACACGAUGAUGCGAACAAUCCAACCCUGGCCAACUGGGGUUUUCAAAUUCGACAGAGAAACGACGAAGAGAUGGACGAACGAGUUGAAAAUAUGGUUUCUCCAAGGAACUCGUUACUAAUACCUCGCAGAUUUUAUGCGGGUGACGAGCACGAAGAACAAGAGAUUACCAAUGCCAAGGAGUAUGGUCUGAAAAAUCUGAUGAAGCAAAUCAAUACUUUGAAAAAGAAAAUAAAAAAGUAUGAGGGUGAAUUUGAAGAAAAUUUCGGCUAUCGUCCCAGCCACUCUGACAAAAUGACCAAUCGUGAUAUAAAGAAAAUUGUUUCCGAAUUGAAUAAAGUACGCAAGGAGCACAAAAUUCUUAAGGAAGGCUUUGUCAGUACGUUAUUGCUAGCGCCGAAAUUACAAAGCAACGCCGAAGGUCUAAGUACAGCCAACAACAACAACAACAACAACAACAACAACAACAACAAUAAUAAUAAUAAUCAUAAUAAUAGCGAGGACAAGUAUAGAGCCACGACAAUAUCUGAAAUGGUAAAGGAAGUCGAACGUAAGCUUGCGGAGAAGCGAUUCAAGUACAACAGGUCGGAGAAUAUGGAUGAGCUUUCGUACGAGCAGCUUUUGGAUGAAAAGACCGCGAUGCAGAAAUCAUUAUUGCACAUGGAAAAUACUUUCGGAAGAGUCGUAACGAAAGAAGACAGAGCUAUUAUUCGCCCACUGUACGACAAGUACCACACGCUAAAGCGACUAUUAAUCAGAGCUGGAACUAAUCGAUUCAAGGACAGCAUAUCCGAGCUUGCGACGAUAUUGGAGCACGAGGCAAUGGACUUUACAUCGACAUCGGCAAACGCCGUAGAAUGUGAUCGUCGAGCCAGCGAGCCAGACAUGUCCCAUCGAGGCAUUUUGGAUUGCAUUGAUUCUACGGAACAAUUACAAACUGACAGUGACAGUCAGCAUAGCAGUAGCGAGGGUAGUCGAGGAGUUGUCGAAAGUCUUCAUUCCCUUCCAAAGGACGAAUUAUUGCAACAGCAAAGAAUUACGAAAGAAGAAAAAAAGCGUCUGCGAAGAGCGCUGAAGGAGUUGGAAAUGCAAUUCGAGGCUCGCGCUGGACGACGAAUGCAGCGUGAAGACCGAGGAGCACAAGUUAACGUUAUUUAUGAUUCUUAUAAACAAACGAAGGCUAAACUCAGAUUAAUCAGUGCUCUGCUAGCAAAAAGUACUUGAAUGCUAAAAUACUAAACGAUAAAUUGAAAAAUCUACCGUAAAUUCUUAAUACUAUAUUG
Ceratosolen solmsi marchali is the source of this 2858-nucleotide messenger RNA. Its product is annotated as protein FAM13A. NCBI's taxonomy places the organism in Eukaryota, Metazoa, Arthropoda, Insecta, Hymenoptera, Agaonidae. Gene Ontology annotation, biological process: signal transduction. The record is from RefSeq and is a predicted model, not a curated record.